Ilex paraguariensis (yerba mate) is the source of this 990-nucleotide messenger RNA. The record is from the annotation of a GenBank genome assembly. Lineage: Eukaryota; Viridiplantae; Streptophyta; Magnoliopsida; Aquifoliales; Aquifoliaceae.
AUGGCUGAUCAGGAGGAGGAUGAUUUGAAAAUGGCGUUGAGGAUGAGUAUGCAGCACGACCCACCGGAGCCGAAGAGGAGCAAACCGAGGGAUAACGUCACCGGAGCUCCGUCGGAGCAGUCACCACCGGAAGCGAAUAACCGAAUGUUGCAGCGGGAAUUGAUGGCGGCUGCGGCAGAGAAGCGGAUGAUGGCUUCGAAGAACGCUGCCGCUGUGGCGCCUUCGGCUUCGAAGGUUGAUAAGUGUGUGAAGGAAGAGAAUAGGGGUGGUUCUGGAGCUGAAUUGAAGAAGAAAGAUGUGAAUUUGGGGAAAGAACUGUCGCCAGCGGAGGCUAAUAAGUUGUUUUCGAUGAUUUUCAGUGGUAAAGUUACGAAGGAUAUACUUGCACAGUGGAGCAAUCAAGGCAUUAGGUUUAGUCCUGAUCCAGAAACAUCUAUGGGCUUAGUGCAGCAUGAAGGUGGGCCGUGUGGGGUAUUAGCAGCCAUACAAGCAUUUGUUCUCAAAUACCUUAUAUUCUUUCCUGAGGAAUCAAGUAAAGCUGAACAAAACACACCAAUGGGUUCAGGAAGACUGUCUGAAAGUGAAUUUGUUGCUUUGGAUGUUUUGGCUUCUAUUUCUGACGACAGAAAAUUAAGAUCCUUGGUCAAAAGUAUGGGUGAAAUAUUGUUUCUGUGUGGGAGUAAUAAAAGGGCUGUGAUUGCAUCUCUUAGCAUUUUUGACAGUUACAUUGAGGGGUCUGAAGACUGUUCAAAAGAAGAGAUCAUCUUAAAAGCACUCGAAGGUCUCUCAAUUGAAUCAGGUUCUGAUUUGCAAAAAAAUUUGAGAGUUAACACAUACACCUCACAGGUGAGUGCCUUUCAUAGGCUCGAAGCAGUGAUUCCUGUUUUCCAAAGCCGUAUGGGGGCAAUGCUCUUUCUCAUUUCUGCUUUGCUUUCUCGUGGACUGACAUUCUUCCUAAAGAUUGUCAGGAUACUAAUCACCUUAGAAUGA